Molecule: messenger RNA, 429 nt
Organism: Coniosporium apollinis CBS 100218
Lineage: Eukaryota; Fungi; Ascomycota; Dothideomycetes
Exons: 3
Source: RefSeq, a predicted model, not a curated record
AUGGAUUCUAAAUUCAAUGCUGUCUCCAGGCAAUGUUUCUACCCGGAGGCCGACGAUGACUUCGAGCUCGAAGAAUACUUAGGCCGAUGGUACCAAGUAGCAGGGACCAGAGCUCCGUUUACUGCAGGCUGCUCUUGCAUCUAUGCCGAAUAUGCACUCAACGACAAUGGUACCGUCAAUGUAUUCAACGGCUGCCAAGUGGGAAAUCAGAGCAUCACCAUCCAAGGCACAGCUUCCCCAGCAGAUGAGAUCUACGGAGACGAGGGCGUGUUCAGAGUCCAAUUCCCUGGCCAGCCUCCUGCAGAGUGUCCCGGUCCGAAUUAUAUCGUUCAAUAUUAUGAAGAUGAUUGGGCCAUCGUUCAGACUUCCAAUUUCUCAACCUUGUUUUUGCUUAGCAGAGAGCAGAAUCCUUCUGAGGCUGAUAUUGAC